Messenger RNA from Pelodiscus sinensis (Chinese soft-shelled turtle), 1382 nucleotides. NCBI's taxonomy places the organism in Eukaryota, Metazoa, Chordata, Testudines, Trionychidae. The record is from RefSeq and is a predicted model, not a curated record.
UUUAAAGAGGGCCCGUAUGGAAUUUUUGCUGGAAGGGAUGCAUCCAGAGGUCUUGCCACGUUCUGUCUGGAUAAGGAAGCUUUGAAGGAUGAAUAUGAUGACCUGUCUGACCUCAAUGCUACGCAGCAAGAGACCCUGAGAGACUGGGAAUCGCAGUUCACUUUUAAAUAUCACCAUGUUGGCAAACUGCUGAAGGAAGGAGAGGAACCCACUGUAUACUCAGAUGAAGAAGAAGAAGAAGAAAAAGAGGAUGCUAAAGAUAAAAAGAGAGACUAGCGAAUGUGCAGUGGGGAACAAUAAUUUUGUAUCGUAAGGGGCCAUUUGUAACAUUCCAGUGCUGUUUUACAAGUUGCAGCUUCAACAAUAGUUAGAAAUGGUACAGACUUACUGUGAACUGGAUUGUUUUUAAACCCGUUUUUAUUCUAAAUUUACUGGUAACAGAAAUAAGAUUCAAUUUCUCCCAUAAAAACUGCAUGACCUGAACAUUCUGCAAGGCAAAAAGCACCAUGACAGUGCAAACAUGAACUGCAACUUUGAACUAAGAAGGUUUUUUUUUUCUUCCAUCACAGUGUAGCUUGAAAUCCAAAAAAGCUUUUAUUUAAUGGACAAGGACCAAAUCCUGCAAACACUUAAGCAUAAGAAGAACUUUAACAUGGGAUAGUUAUCCUACACUGAACGCAUUAGAAAUCCUUGCAGGAUCUGGGUCUUAGAUUGGAAUUUCUCAGAGGCAGGGACCAUAUCCAUAAAGCAUCAAGCAUAUCUAUGGUGCUAUAUAAAUCAGUUAAUAGCACAUAAAAUUGCCGUUUUAAAAAGAUUUACCACAAGCUUUAGGUGAAUAUCUGAAUGAUUGCUUUUUUAAAGCUUUUUUUGUUCAGAGAAGCUAUAUAAUUUUUAGGUACUCAUGUCAUUAUUGCAGGGCUAAUUCCUAGCUUGGGUAGAUGUAUGUGUGCUAGCAUGCUAAAAAUAUCAGUAUGAUCACUUUGGCUCAGGCUACCCAUCUGACUACAACCCUAUAUGAGAUCCUAAGUGUGUAUUUGUGCAGCUAGCCUCAGUUGUCUUGGCAGCCAUGUUAUUUUAGCAUGCUAGCCUGAUCAAAGCUACGAUGUGUUUGUCUGUUUGGCAGAGAAUUACACUACCCAGUGGCUGCAAAGACAUACCCUGUGUGUAUUCACAGCCACAUAACUGAAUUAAUGAUUUUUUUUAUUGUUUACCUGUAAAGCAUAUCUGAAAUGUUACAAAAGUUGUGUUGAUGUGGGCAUGACUUGGCUAUGACUGCUUACCGUUUGUUUUUCCUCUUAGCAAAACUGUAUUAUAAGGAUUUAUCACACAAUUUUAAUCCAGAUGAAAUUAAACAGGAGAAAGGAUUGCUAUUGAUUCGUAGA